AUGUCUGCUUCAACGCCAACCUCUAAACCGUGGGCGGACCAGCCGCUUGCGUUGAUCCCGACUCCGGCUUUCUUGACCAAACAGCAUAACAUGUGGAUCUCGGGAGCAAGCCAUAUGUGCAAUGUCCACAAUGUCAUUUUUCGCGGGUACAACUCUAUUUACCUCCAAGCCCCCCACGUCCAAGAAGCAGACAUGGACGCCUUCCUAGGCUACUGCCGCGCGUGGUGCAAGUUAGUCACGACGCAUGCAGAAGAAGAAGAGAGUAAUUACUUUCCUGAAGCAGAGAAGUUGCUUGGUGACAGCGUUUUUGAACAGACGCAUGAAGAACAUGACGCAUUCAUGCCCUUACUUCAGGCGUUCCAGCAGUACUUGGAUUCGUUGGAAAAUGGUAGCCACCUAUCGUCGGAUAAGCUACUAUCCCUCAUGUCUGCAUUUCAGCAACCGUUUGAACUCCAUUUCCGGAACGAGAUUAAACUCAUCGCGUCACUUGCAACCCAUCCAAACGCUCCCAGUGAAGGUAGUUCUGAGCAAAUUGAGGCUGAGAAGAAAUUUGACAAGUGGGGUUCGAGUUCAGUGACGAGAAGUGGCAUCACGGACGUUCUCAUGUUUUUCUUAUACAACUUGGACAGUAGUUACGAGGAUGGCUUAUGGAAAGAUUGGCCAGAAAUUCCUGGUCCAGUCAGAUGGCUUAUGCCUAGAGUGAUUGGAGGUUGGCACAGACAAUGGUGGAAGUUUGCCAGUUGCAAUGCAGAUGGGAAGCGUAAAGAGUUAUGCUUGCCGUAA
Messenger RNA from Clonostachys solani, 783 nucleotides. The record is from the annotation of a GenBank genome assembly. Lineage: Eukaryota; Fungi; Ascomycota; Sordariomycetes; Hypocreales; Bionectriaceae.